Camponotus floridanus (Florida carpenter ant) is the source of this 2579-nucleotide messenger RNA. RefSeq names its product transducin beta-like protein 3. The transcript has 15 exons. NCBI's taxonomy places the organism in Eukaryota, Metazoa, Arthropoda, Insecta, Hymenoptera, Formicidae. Gene Ontology annotation, biological process: endonucleolytic cleavage to generate mature 5'-end of SSU-rRNA from (SSU-rRNA, 5.8S rRNA, LSU-rRNA); endonucleolytic cleavage in 5'-ETS of tricistronic rRNA transcript (SSU-rRNA, 5.8S rRNA, LSU-rRNA). Gene Ontology annotation, cellular component: small-subunit processome; nucleolus; 90S preribosome. The coding region runs from base 174 to 2564 and encodes 796 amino acids. The record is from RefSeq and is a predicted model, not a curated record. Gene Ontology annotation, molecular function: U3 snoRNA binding; protein binding.
CGCCGCAUUCGCGGCGCAUGCGCGAAAAAAUCGCCCGGCCUACCAUCACUGCAGCAGUGCAACUGAAAAGAACAGACCCACUGGAUAUACUAUGCCUAUGCGUCCGCUGAAGUGGGCUGGCCACUCUCAGAUUUUUCCCUGAUAUCCACAUGUAUUUUUGAAUAAUAUUAAAAAUGAACAUAAAAGAAACAUUUGAAGUGGAAUGCAAGCAUGGAGCAUUUUAUACCGGUGGCGAUAUACAAUGGAGUGCAGAUGCGGCGUAUUUAUUCUGUCAAAAAGGAGGCACUAUUUCGAUACUAUCUGUGAGCAAAAGCUCUGUGAUAUCAUCAUUGGGUGAGGUAGAAGCUAAUCAACAGGAGGACACAAUAAAUUGUUUUGCUCUUGGUAAUGAUGACACGAAUAUACUUACUCACCACAAAAGUGGAUUGUUCAAAUUAUGGGAUUGGAAAGAUAAUAAAUUGAUAAAAUUAUGGAAAUCUAUCCACAGAGGACCCGUAACACGAAUAGCUUUUUCAAAUAAUGAUGUCUUAAUGGCAUCUGGUGGAAGUGAUAGUGCUGUCAGAUUGUGGAACUUGCAACAUCACACUUGCACACAUCAUUUCAAAGGACUGCAGGGAGUAACUAGUGUAUUAGAAUUCCAUCCAGAUAUUACAAAACAACUUCUUUUCGGCGCUGGUGAUGACACAAAGAUUCAUGGUUGGGAUAUUAAUACUGGACAAAAAAUGGUUACUUUAUCUGGACAUUUUAGCAAAGUUACAUCUCUUAAUUUCCAUGAAAAAGAAAAUUAUUUAGUUAGUUCAGGAAGAGAUAGAGUACUAAUCUUGUGGGACAUAUCAUCUGGAACAUCAAUACGCAUUUUACCAGUAUAUGAAGGAAUAGAAGGAGCAUUUAUAAUACCAUUCAAGUCAUUACCAGCAUUUAUUAAGUUACACAGAAAAGAUGAUAUAUAUAUUGCUUCAGGUGGUGAAAAAGGCGUUGUUAAAAUCUGGGAAAUGAAGUCAGGCAAGCUGAUUUAUACGCAAGACAAUUCUUUGGUAUCACCAGCUAAGGAAGAAGGGAGUUUAUCAAUCACCCAUUUACUUUACAAUAAUGUUCAUAAGAUUUUUGCAGUAGUGUCUGUCGAUCAUAAUAUUAUCAUUCAUUCAUUAGAAUUGUUUGAAUGCAAAAAGCAGUUGGUAGGUUAUAGCGACGAAAUUCUAGAUGUUGCAUAUGUUGGAGCUAAUGACAGUCACAUUGCACUCGCGACUAACAGUUGCGACAUAAAAUUUUACGAUAUUGCAUCUAUGAAUUGUCAAUUAUUGUGUGGUCAUAGUGAUAGUGUUUUGGCCUUAGCUACGACUCCGGCGAAUGUAAAUUUACUCAUAUCAUCAGCUAAGGAUAAUAGUGUUCGUGUAUGGCUAUUUGAUAAAGAAACAACAAGAAUGUCUUGUAUUGGACAUGCUAUUAGGCAUACAGCAUCAAUCAGUUCUGUUGCUAUAUCUCAAAUAUCAACUACAUUUUUUACAACAGUUGCUCAAGAUUCAUGCCUAAAAUUAUGGGAAUUAUCUAAUAAUCUCGAAUCACAUAAGCAAGAUUUGUCAUUAAACAUAAGCCAUACGAUAUUAGCACAUCAAAAAGAAAUGAACUGUGUAACCAUUUCGCCGAAUGAUAAAUUAAUUGCUACAGCAUCACAAGAUAAAACUGUUAAGCUGUGGUCUGCUGAAGAUUUGCAAUUACUCGGAGUGUUUCACGGUCAUCGAAAAGGCGUAUGGUGCGUUCGAUUCUCGCCAGUUGAUCAAGUGCUUUUAACAACAUCUGCCGAUUGUACAAUGAAAUUAUGGUCCUUGACAGAACUCAAUUGUCUAAAGACCUUUGAAGGACAUGAAUCCUCCGUUUUAAAGGGAGAGUUCCUGUCACAUGGUAUGCAGUUAAUUACAUCAGGUGGAGAUGGUCUGUUAAAAUUGUGGAAUAUUAAAACAUCUGAGUGCAUAUCUACUUUAGACCAACAUGAAAGUCAUGUUUGGACCCUUGUGGUUGCUAAAGAUGAAAAACACAUCAUCAGCGGAGGUAGCGACUCAUUGCUAAUCAUUUGGAGAGAUGUAACUGAAGAGAAGAAGGUGCAAGCUGCAAAGGAAAAAGAGCGGCUCGUGUUUAAAGAGCAAAAGUUGACCAAUUUACUAAAAGCUGAAGAGCUUCAAGCUGCGCUGCGAUUGGCUCUAAAAAUGGAACGCCCGUUGCAAGUUCUUAAAAUUAUAGAAGCUAUAUUGCAAAAAAGAGAUAACGAGCUUGUAGAAAUAAUAAAAGAAUUAAAACCAGCUCGCAAAGAAGCCUUACUCAAGUGCGCAAUUAUAUGGAAUACAAACAGCCGGAAUUCGCAUGCUGCUCAGAUAGUUAUAAACGCUGUAAUGGCAGAAAUCGGGACUCAGGAACUACAGAUACCAGGCUUAUCUUCUACUUUAGAAACUAUGAUACCUUAUACCGAUAGACACUUUAAAAGAUUGACAAAACUUUUGCAAGAUCUUCACUUAUUAACAUAUACUGUUAAUCGUAUGAAACCUGAUAUUGUAUCAAUUAACACUAAUUAAGUUACAUGAUACAUA